AUGUCUAGUUUGUUGGACAAUAGCGAGUUGGAUUUGUUUGAUAAUCAACAAUCCAUUGAGGAGAUGCAGCGGGAGAUGGAUACCAAUCUUACCAUGCUCAAACAAACAAGUAUUUUGGAUGAUGAAUUUGAUGAUUUGAAUGGAUCUUUAGGAGGAUCUUUCUUUGAUCCAACAGGAAGUAAAUUAUCACCUCUUGAAAUGAGUGACAUUUUGCUUUCUCCAACAAUUCUAACGCCGAGAGCAAACCUCUCAAUGGGUGAUGAAGAGAAACGUUUUAUGGAUGGGGAAUUCUUUGAAAAGGAGAUAAUGGUAAAAAAGGAGAGGGACAAAGCAUAUUAUAUUACAAAAAUGGAUUCUCUAAUGCCAGACAUCAAAUAUGAAACUCCAAGUGGAAAUCUAAUUGAAAAGAAAGGUGUAAAUAAUUAUUUAAUUAAUGAGAAGUAUAUUCAUUACCCUUCUCCGUUAGGAAAUUCUGCAAAACUACUCAACCUUAAACCUGGAUCUCAAAAAGACCUUCUAACAGAGGAUAAGGUUUUACCCAAUAUUAGUGACAGAAAAUCUGUUGCUCAUAACAUUAGAUUGAUGGCUGCCUCAAAAUUACUGAGCGAGGCUCAAGAAGACGAAAGUGGAGAGUGGCUUUUUACUCCUAACAUUCAAGGCAAUCCAAAAACUCAAAUAACAUUCUCAGUGCCCGGCUCCAAAGUAGAAAAAAAGGAGGAAGACGACUUUUUAAUUGGAGAUUCUUCUGAGGAUGAGUUUUUCCAAGCUUCCCCAGUUCUUGAAGACGAGUCAAAAUAUGUAAAUGAUGAAAAAGCAAAGAAACAAGCCACAAUUGAAACAAUUAACCAACCUCCACCCCCUCAACCAGUAAUAAUAACAAAAUCUAAACCAAAAACAAAAACAAAUGCCGUUGAUCCAUUAAGGAGAUCGGAACCUUCAAAACCAAUUAAGGAUAUGGGAUAUAAGCCUCAAUUUUUCAAUCCAACCGAUGAAAUUAAAUGUAAAGAACCCUCAGAAAAGAAGAAGCAACAGUGGGAUAAGACAAGUACAGCCAAUACAUCGAGUGGUAGUAUUGGUUCAACUGCUGUUAAGAAACCAAGUCUUAAAGAUGCCAUACCCACAAAUUCCACAAUGUUUCCACCACCAUCAGCCCAAAAUUCACCUCGAAGAGGAAGUAUAUCAUCACUUACAUCCAUAGUAACUGAUGUAAGGAAGAGUGUGGAAAGAGUUCCUGUAAAUACUCAAAUACAAAGAGUGAAAACUCCAACAAUAGGGGACAUGAAAGCAAAGAAGAAACCUUCUAGGCCCAACACAACUGGAAAUUCUAAAAGUUUCACCACAUCUCGGCCAAACAGUCCUCUUACAGUUGCAACUUCUUUGCCUGAAACUAAACAAGAGCUAGAUCAAUAUGAUGUCACUGAUACGUUUAGUGAAAUAAGUACUGCGGAGAGUGUUGAAAUGUAUGACAAUGAUUUUUCUUCUUUUGAAGUGCACGAUAGAAGCCAACCAAAAAAUUGGAAACUAAUGCAGUGGAGAAGGGAAAACUACAAGGAAAGAACACGAUCAUCUUCAUUCUCUAAAAUGAGUGGUGAGUCCAAGUCUAGUACUCCAACACCAGUUGGAUAUAUUUCUGACGUUUUCUAUUCUCCUCCAACCAGUCCACAACACAAGCCCUCCUAUGAUUCCAUAGUUAUAGCUCGAGACUUUGUUAUGGAAGUAAUAGAUAUGAGCUUUAACAAGGCUAUUGAAAAGAGAUCUAUUGAGCAACAUUCAAUAGCAUUUUUUGGAAAAACUGAUGUUACCAGAUACGUUGAUGAUAUAAUAUCUUCCUCACACCAUAAUUCUUAUAGACUUAUACUCAAUGUCAGUAUUUCUCUUUUCCUUGACAAAAAGCUUACUGAGCUUGAUUGGGUUGAGGAAGAUGUGCCUUGUUUUGUAGAGUUUUACAAGAUUUUUGAAAAUGACCCUUCAAGAAAUCAAUCAUUAUUCAAAAUAUUUGCAUUCUACUAUUCAUUUGUAAACGUGGGAGGAGGAUCUAAUUUGUUGGAAAGAGAUGAGCUGUCCAAAUCCUUCUAUUACAAUAUUGAUGUUGUGCAGAACAAUAGAACUAUACCAUUCGAAAGAGGAGCCAAAUAUGAGUGGAAAUUACGAGAAAAUCUCUAUUUACCAGUACCUUUUGCUGAUAGAAAACAAAAGUUGGAGCCACACCCAAUGGAUCCAUCCCUUCAGUCUACAUUCUUUUCUCUUUUUCAUAUCAAGGAUUUGAAAGGUCCAGAAAAUGAAAAGUACAUCACACCAUACCAGCUAUCUCCUCCACAAACUCCAGUCAAGGAAAAACCCUCCUCCAGUAACAGUGCUCUCAAAACUGAUGAGAAUAUUUUUGCAGUCAACCUUAAUGCUUCUGAGUCCAACUCUCCUCCACUCACUAAACAGAAUAAUCAAACGAAGAAUGUUAAUGACACUCUUCACACAGAUGAUAUUCAACUAUCUCCUAUUUUCAUGCCACCAACACCACUCCCAAAUAAGAACCCAGGAAAACCAGUCCAAGAAAAGGAGGCUAAGUGUUGUUCGAUCAUGUAA
Naegleria gruberi is the source of this 2580-nucleotide messenger RNA. RefSeq lists its product as uncharacterized. The record is from RefSeq and is a predicted model, not a curated record. Lineage: Eukaryota; Heterolobosea; Eutetramitea; Acrasida; Naegleriidae. Bases 1 to 2580 code for a protein of 859 amino acids. The transcript has a single exon.